AUGAGCGAGCCAAAUGAAAGCAAGAACUGCACCUUGCAUGAUGUGGAUGAGCUGAUGAAAACCGUGCAGCUGGUGGUGCACAUCCCCACUUUCCUCCUGGGUCUGCUUCUCAACGUGUUGGCCAUCCGGCGCUUCCGCAACUUCUUGAGGAAGAGGUGGCCGGAGUUCGCUGCCACCUCCAUCUACAUGAUCAACUUGGCGGUCUUUGAUCUCCUGCUGGUGCUCUCGCUCCCAUUCAAGGUCGCCCUGGGCCACUGGAAGGAUCCCUUACCAUCUCUCUGUACCUUUGUGGAGUGCCUCUACUUUAUCAGCAUGUAUGGCAGUGUCUUCACAAUCUGCUUCAUCAGCCUGGACAGAUUCUUGGCCAUCCGGUACCCAAUCCUGGUCAGCCACUGCCGGUCCCCUAGGAAGAUUUUUGGGAUCUGCUUCACCAUCUGGGUCCUGGUGUGGGUUGGGAGUAUCCCCAUCUACAACUUCCAUGGGGAAGUGGGAAAAGGGUACACAUGCUUCCACAAUAUGUCCGAUGACACCUGGAGUGCCAAGGUUUUCUUCCCUCUCGAGGUGUUUGGCUUCCUUCUUCCUAUGGGCAUCAUGGGUUUCUGCUCCUUCAGGAGCAUUCACAUUCUGGUUGGCCAUCUGGACCACAGCCAAGACAGGGGCCAGCAGAGGGCCUGCAUCUGGACUAUUGCCUCCAGUCUGGCUGUCUUUGUGGUCUCCUUUCUUCCGAUCCACCUCGCUUUCUUCUUGCAGUUCCUGGUGAGGAACAACUUAAUUGUGGAGUGCAGAGCUAAGUGGAACAUCAGCUUAUUCUUGCAGUUGUCCAUGUGUCUCUCCAACAUCAACUGCUGCCUGGAUGUUUUCUGCUACUACUUUGUCAUCAAAGAAUUCCGCACGGGCAUCAUGGCUCGCCAGCGUUCUGGUGGCCAGGUGGAUAUCAAGACCACCAGAGGUUAA
Pipistrellus nathusii (Nathusius's pipistrelle) is the source of this 954-nucleotide messenger RNA. The record is from the annotation of a GenBank genome assembly. Lineage: Eukaryota; Metazoa; Chordata; Mammalia; Chiroptera; Vespertilionidae.